ACAAAUUUUGAACCUUUUCCGAAAAAACAAUAUCCUUCUUCCCGUCCGUCGAAACCCUAGAAUUGGUCCCCAUUCAAUUUCUGUAUUUCCCUAAUAAUCUUGUUCCCUCACUUCCUUCACUAUUCACUCUUCAAUUGUUGUUCACAAUGGCGUCGUCUAGAGAAGCCGACCCAAGUCUUGGCUACCUAACCCGCAAAGAAACAGAAGUAAAACUCCCUAGACCAACUCGAGUGAAGAACAAAACCCCCGCUCCAAUCCAAAUCACCGCUGAGCAAAUCCUACGCGAAGCGCGCGAACGUCAGGAAGCUGAAAUCCGUCCCCCGAAACAGAAAAUAACCGAUCCAACAGAGUUAGCCGAUUACCGUCUCCGUAAACGUAAGGAAUUCGAGUCAUUAAUAAGUAGAGUACGUUGGAAUAAGAGUGUUUGGGUUAAAUAUGCUAAAUGGGAGGAAUCACAAAAGGAUUUUAAACGUGCACGUUCGGUAUGGGAACGUGCACUUGAAGUUGAUUAUCGUGAUCAUACCAUGUGGUUGAAAUAUGCGGAUGUGGAGAUGAAGAAUAAGUUUGUUAAUCAUGCGAGAAAUGUGUGGGAUAGAGCGGUUACCCUCUUGCCUAGGGUUGAUCAGUUGUGGUAUAAGUAUAUACAUAUGGAGGAGAUGUUAGGGAAUGUGGCGGGAGCGAGGCAGAUUUUCGAGAGGUGGAUGAAUUGGAUGCCGGAUCAGCAAGGAUGGUUGAGUUAUAUUAAGUUUGAGUUGAGGUAUAAUGAGGUGGAGAGAGCGAGAGAGAUUUUUGAGAGAUUUGUUCAGUGUCAUCCGAAAGUUAGUGCUUGGAUUAGGUUUGCGAAAUUUGAGAUGAAGAAUGGGGAGAUAGAGAGAGCGAGGAAUUGUUAUGAGAGAGCUGUGGAUAAGUUGGCGGAGGAUGAGGAAGCAGAGCAGUUGUUUGUGGCGUUUGCAGAGUUCGAGGAGAAGUGUAAGGAGACGGAGAGGGCGAGGUGUAUAUAUAAAUUUGCACUUGAUCAUAUACUGAAAGGAAGAGCGGAGGAUUUGUAUAGGAAGUUUGUGGCAUUUGAAAAACAGUAUGGCGAUAGGGAAGGUAUUGAGGAUGCUAUAGUUGGGAAAAGGAGGUUUCAGUAUGAGGAUGAAGUAAGGAAGAACCCAAGGAAUUAUGAUACGUGGUUUGAUUAUAUUCGGUUGGAAGAGAGUGUUGGAAAUAAAGAGAGGAUUAGAGAGGUUUAUGAGAGAGCCAUUGCUAAUGUUCCUCCUGCUGAAGAGAAGCGGUAUUGGCAACGAUACAUUUACUUAUGGAUUAAUUAUGCAUUAUAUGAAGAGCUUGAUGCACAAGACAUGGAAAGGACCAGAGAUGUCUACAGAGAGUGUCUUAAGCUGAUUCCGCAUCAGAAGUUUUCAUUUGCAAAGAUUUGGUUGUUGGCCGCCCAGUUUGAGAUUCGGCAGUUAAGAAUCAAGGAGGCCCGGCUUCUACUUGGAGAAGCGAUCGGAAGGGCUCCUAAAGACAAGAUAUUUAAGAAGUACAUUGAGAUAGAGCUGCAUUUUGGAAACAUAGAUCGUUGCAGAAAGCUUUAUGAGAAGUACUUAGAAUGGUCACCAGAAAAUUGCUAUGCUUGGAGCAAAUUUGCCGAGUUAGAGAAGUCCUUGUAUGAAACAGAGCGAGCCAGGGCUAUUUUUGAGCUUGCAAUUGACCAACCUUCACUGGAUAUGCCAGAGUUACUAUGGAAGGCUUACAUCGACUUCGAGAUCUCUGAGGGUGAAUUCAAAAGAACGAGAGCACUAUAUGAAAGACUUCUUAACCGCACGAAGCACUUGAAGGUGUGGAUAAGUUUUGCGAAGUUUGAGGCCUCAGCUAUGGAUUCAGAGGCUGAAGAAGAUAUUGAACUGAAAAAGAACUGCCUGCAACGUGCCAGAGAUGUUUUUGAAAGGGCCAUUUCUUACUUCAGGAAUUCGGCGCCUGAACUGAAAGAAGAAAGAGCCAUGCUUUUGGAAGAAUGGCUAAAUAUGGAAAGCAGUUUUGGUGAGCUUGGUGAUGUCAAUUUAGUCCGUGCCAAACUACCAAAAAAACUCAAGAAGAGAAGGCAGAUAGACAUGGAGGAUGGUCCAGCCAUGUACGAGGAGUACAUCGACUAUCUUUUCCCAGAGGAAACACAGACCACCAAUCUCAAGAUCUUGGAAGCUGCUUAUAAAUGGAAGAAACAGCGAGUUGCAUCCGAGGAGGAUUAGCCAGAUUCUUUGUUUGCUUCCAUUUGAUUCUCUGAAAUGUGGUUAGCUCAUUUGUGUUCUUUUCGUUUUCCCCUUCCUGCCUUGUGUUAAAAUGUUGAAAGAGAAAUUAAGAAGAGGAAGAGGGUAGAGUUUGUAAUUGGCGUUGUAUCUCUUUAUCUUAACAAAUCUCAUCUGGCAUUGUUGUGCACUCAAAAAUGUGGCACACGGAGCCUAGUUCUCAAUGUUCUGUGGAGUGACACGGAGAAUUGCAAUUUUAGUUGUGACAUUGUUUAGCUGUAUUUACAUGUUGGCUGCUUCUUGACGUCUAGUUCUUCAUGCCAAUGAUAUUCUGUAAAUUAUGUAAAUGUUACUUCAAGCAACCUGAACAUAGUUUAUCUAUCUUGAACAUUUCCUUUCUAUUA
This is a messenger RNA of Capsicum annuum, 2632 nucleotides long. Its product is annotated as crooked neck-like protein 1. Gene Ontology annotation, molecular function: protein binding. Gene Ontology annotation, biological process: spliceosomal complex assembly; mRNA splicing, via spliceosome. The transcript is spliced from 7 exons. The record is from RefSeq and is a predicted model, not a curated record. The coding region runs from base 147 to 2231 and encodes 694 amino acids. NCBI's taxonomy places the organism in Eukaryota, Viridiplantae, Streptophyta, Magnoliopsida, Solanales, Solanaceae. Gene Ontology annotation, cellular component: Prp19 complex; U2-type catalytic step 2 spliceosome; precatalytic spliceosome.